UCACUCUGGCACGUCUAUUCCUAUUGCAAUGUCCUAUUCCCGAAUAUACAUCAUUUUCUUUCUUUCUUUCUUUUUUGAGACCGAGUCUUGGUCUGUCGCACAGGCUGGAGUGCAGUGGCGCGAUCUCAGCUCACUGCAACCUUAACCUCCUAGGUUCAAGCGAUUCUCCUGUCUCAGCCUCCCAAGUAGCUGGGAAUAUAGGCGCCCGCCACCACGCCCGGCUAAGUUUUAUACGUUUAGUAAAUGCGGGGUUUCACCAUGUUGGCUAAGCUGGCCUCGAACUCCUGACCUCAGGUGAUCCACCCGCCUCGGCCUCCCUAAGAGCUGGGAUUACAGGCGUGAGCCACCGCGCCUGAUAAACAUCAUUUUCUUUUAAAGAGUCCUCUCUGUUAUCUAGCGAGACACUACUACAAUGGAGAAAAAAGACCCCUCCUUCAAGGCCUGAGAACCUGAAGACUUUGGCGAAAAGUCUGCUCCUGAGGAGACCCAGGAAGGCUUCUGGGAAUCGUAGUUCAAAGGCAUCCCGUCUUCUGCGCAGACUCACAAGUCCCUGUGGACGGAAACAUUGAAGGGUAGUGCCGCUCCGUCCUUCCACCGGAAGUGUCCGAUCGGAAUCAGCCCUGUCCGAGAGGUGAGUCCGGGUUUGGGGACCCAGAUGUCCGACCCAGUGUCUCCCUCCAAACAUCCAGUCCCUCUCAUAAUGCCUUUGAAAUUAGCAGCCUCUGGGUGACCAAACCUUGGACCUCAGAGCAAUUCCUGAGAAAGGUGUAACCAGCUUCGGCGAUGGGAGGGCAGGAGCGCUCCUGUUCUUAGUGAAGGUUUGGCGGUCUCCAUAGUUACCUCCGCCGCGCGUGACGUCAUAGUGGAGCGCUGAGAGGGCGUGGUGGCGUGGAAGGUAGGGGGGCGUCCUGCUGAUCCUGAAUCUGGGGUCACUGAUUAGUGGAGUGGCCCAGUCCAGCCAGAUGGAACGGGAAGGGGCGCCACAUGUCUCGGAUCUGCAGUUGUCUGCCAAAAGAAACUGCUUUGAGGACCAUCCCCGAUCUCCUGUUUCCCUUGGGAAGAAUAACCGCCCUUUCGUAGGACAUAUGGGGACAACCCCGGCCUAUCCUGAACUUUGUUGACACGGAGAACUCUUGAGACUAAAGAAGACCUUUCCCAAAGCAGAAGUGGAUUUCUGAUAAAAUAUCCUAUCCAGAGAUGGCUACCGAGUCAAGGAAAGCUGCAGCCGAGAACUCUCCGGACGAUGAAGGACUUCUGAUACUGAAGAUAGAAGAGGAAGAAUUCAUCCACAGGCAGGACACUUGCUUGCAGAGACGCGAACUCCUCAGGCAGGAGCUCUGCAGGCAGCUUUUUAGGCAGUUCUGCUACCAGGAUUCCCCUGGCCCUCGCGAGGCACUGAGCCGACUCCGGGAGCUCUGCUGUCAGUGGUUGAAGCCAGAGAUCCAUACCAAGGAGCAGAUUCUGGAACUGCUGGUUCAAGCCGAUGAACAUGGACAAGAAAUAUUCAGGAAAAAGGUGUCACCUCCUGGACCAGCACUUAGUGUCCAGUUACAGCCAGUGGAAACCAAAGCCCAUUUCAGUUCAUCAGAACCCCAGCUCUUACGGGACUGUGAUACUGAGAGUGAAAACAGUAGAUCCAUGCCAAAGCUGGAAAUUUUUGAAAAACCUGAAUCACAGAGAAUUGUAUCCGGAAGAAUCUCGGGAUACAUAUCCGAAGCCUCUGGUGAAUCUCAAGACAUCUGCAGGUCUGCAGGCUGGGUAAAGAGGCAAUGGGAAAAAGACUCAGGGGAGUCUCAGAAACCAUCCUCUACCCAGGAUGCAGAUUUUGGUAAAAUCCUCACCCACAAAAAUACAGUCAGAGGGGAAAUAAUAAGCCAUGAUGGAUGUGAGAGGAGAUUAAAUCUGAACUCAAAUGAAUUCACACACCAGAAAUCUUACAAACAUGGGACCUGUGACCAGAGCUUCAAAUGGAACUCAGAUUUUCUUAAUCAUCAAAGAAUUUAUGCUGGAGAAAAAAUUCACCAAUAUGGAAAAUCUUUCAAGAGCCAAAAGCUUGCUAAACAUGCAGCAGUUUUCAGUGGAGAGAAAACUCAUAAGUGUAAUGAAUGUGGGAAAGCUUUCAGGCACAGCUCAAAACUUGUUAGGCAUCAGAGAAUCCACACUGGAGAGAGACCCUAUGAAUGUAGUGAAUGUGGGAAAGGCUUUGCAGGGAGCUCAGAUCUUGUUAGACAUCAGCGAAUUCACACUGGGGAAAGACCCUUUGGAUGCAAAGAAUGUGGGAGAGCAUUCAGCCUGAACUCACAUCUUAUCCUGCAUCAGAGAAUUCACACCAGAGAGAAACCCUACGAGUGUAGUGAAUGUAGGAAAACCUUCCGAGUGAGCUCACAUCUGAUUCGACAUUUGAGAAUCCACACUGGAGAAAAACCCUAUGAAUGCGGUGAGUGCGGGAGAGCCUUCAGUCAGAGCUCACACCUUAGUCAACACCAGAGAAUUCACAGGCGGGAAAACCUAUUAAUGUAAGGAACUUAAGUUUGUAUGUAAAUGCUGAGGAAAUAGAACAAUGUGAAAAACAGUAAAUAAAGAAUAAAUAUUGGACCAGAUGGAAGACUGA
Molecule: messenger RNA, 2611 nt
Organism: Callithrix jacchus (white-tufted-ear marmoset)
Lineage: Eukaryota; Metazoa; Chordata; Mammalia; Primates; Cebidae
Gene: ZNF165
Product: zinc finger protein 165
Biological process (GO): regulation of transcription by RNA polymerase II
Cellular component (GO): chromatin; PcG protein complex; transcription regulator complex
Molecular function (GO): DNA-binding transcription factor activity, RNA polymerase II-specific; RNA polymerase II cis-regulatory region sequence-specific DNA binding
Source: RefSeq, a predicted model, not a curated record